Trypanosoma conorhini is the source of this 399-nucleotide messenger RNA. RefSeq names its product mitochondrial RNA binding protein. The transcript has a single exon. The record is from RefSeq and is a predicted model, not a curated record. The coding region runs from base 1 to 399 and encodes 132 amino acids. Gene Ontology annotation, molecular function: nucleic acid binding. Lineage: Eukaryota; Euglenozoa; Kinetoplastea; Trypanosomatida; Trypanosomatidae.
AUGGCGCCUUGCAGCGUGCUUUACAACAAGGGAAAGGUGAUAUCGUGGAUGUCGGGACGCGGCUUCGGCUUUAUUGAGGACGACGUGGACAAGAAGCAGCACUUUGUGCACUUCUCGGCUCUCCAGACGGAGACAGGUGGGUUUCGCUCUCUCACCGUAGGCCAGGAAGUUGAAUUCGAGGUUGCCUCGCAGGACGGACGCACCCGCGCCGAAAAUGUGACCGCGCCGGGGGGCUCGAAGUUGCCAUCCGGCCCGCGACCUCCGGAGGGCAUGGGACGCGGCCGCGGCUUUGGUCGUGGCCGUGGUGCCGGUGGCCGAGGCUUUGGCGGCAACGGAGGCCGCGGGGGCGGCGACAGCUACCAGGGCAGGGGCGGCCAGAACCUCAGCGACGAUUUCUAA